Molecule: messenger RNA, 3570 nt
Organism: Acaulospora colombiana
Lineage: Eukaryota; Fungi; Glomeromycota; Glomeromycetes; Diversisporales; Acaulosporaceae
Source: the annotation of a GenBank genome assembly
AUGUCCCGAGUACCCCCAUUCUCUACAAAUCCAAAUAGAACGCGAAAUGUCAUACCACCAUCCAGCUAUUCUCAGGAUUCCCGUCCAUCAAGCAUGGUCUCCGAUGGAGCAGGCAUCCCAGCACGACCGUCGCGCUCAGAACUACGAGGAGUGCAACCACCCGGGCGUCCAGGAGCCCCAUCUUCUGCUCGUAAUCUAAACCGUGAUUCGGUAUCGACUACUUUUUCCGAUCGAGAGGGUCCAGUAAGACGGCCGAUGAGGGCUCCAGAAAGGGACAGAGGUCCACUGUCUGAGCCAGAGACGCCUUCGAGAAACAGAAGUCCUACAAGUCCUGAGGAUUCCACUUCUCCUAGAGCAUUACAGAAUGCUAUAUCCGCCUUACAAAGUGCCGGUAACAGGCGACAGGCAAAGAGAAAGGCGACACUGGAUCAAGUGAGUCCUGGUGGAUUCGGGAGUUAUGAAGAUAUGGAACGUGAAGAGUUGGAAAGAAGACGUAGGGAACAGGCAAGGGCUGAUGCUGAACGGAAGGAACGUAUGAGAGAACGAGAGCUUGCGGCUAGAAGGCAAAAUGGCAAUGUGAGGAGGAGAGGUAAAGGUGAUAUAGAUGCGGUGCUUGAUGAGAUUCAAGGAGAGUGGGAAUGGGUCACUAGACCAGAGUUCAACCCCGUUGAAUUAGCUCUGGCGCUUCUCGAUGAUUCGUCCGUCGGCAAAGAUAUGAACUCGUUCGCUCGGACAAAGCGGAUGCUUGAAGGAGCCCUCAAAGGUUCCAUUGAAGCCUCACUUCCGCAUCAUGCGUCGGUCAUGUCCUCGUUGAAUACCACUGCAGACCAGAUAAAAGAUUCCAAGACCAAACUUGUAGAAGCGAAGGAAGCUCUAGGGAGUAAGCGUGCUGAUUUAGCUCAGCUUUGGACUAGGGGCCAGACUCUGGACGAAAUGAUCAAAAUUGUGGACGAGAUUGACUAUCUCAAGUCCGUUCCUGAUACAUUAGAAACUUUAAUCUCUGAGAAGAGGCUAUUACAAGCAUCUUCAUUACUCCUCCGCAGUACAAAAAUCAUUGCAAAGUCCGAUAUGCAGGAUAUUGGGGCACUAAGUGACCUAAAAGCCUACUUAUCAGGGCAAGAAACGGCAUAUGGCGAGCUUAUACCCCAGGCCAGCAAAUGCGUGAGUAAUCAAGAGUAUCGUGACAAAUUUCUGAAGUGUCCUCUGGAUUAUGUAGUCCCCAAGGUUGAGUUUGACGAAGAGAAGCUACUUGGAGGGACCAUGCCAAUCACUUCAAAGGGCAGCUCGCCUCGGCUUGUGUCGUUCUUGCACAACUUGAACCUUAAAGCAAAUGACCCUCCUUAUGAUCCCUCGAGUAAUUCCCGCCUAUCUCUUAAUAGUCUUAUGGCACCGUAUGCAGGCGACUCAACGCAAUCACAAACCAAUCCUGAGGCCGACUCGUUCAGUUAUAUAGAAACUGUCCUGGAGUCGUUGGCUAUUCUCGGACAACUUGGUUCUAGCUUGGAAAUGAUUACCCAGCGGCUGCCGAUGGAACUUUACUCGCUUGUAGAGGCUACGAUCGACGAAGUGAAUGAAAGGACCGAGUUUAGCAAGAGACUUCCGUUUACAAAGAAUGCCAACGUUGUAGCCGCGAAGGCCAUUGCUGCCUAUGUUUAUAUCGACCCUUCUUCCUCCGGAAUAGAUGGGUCCAAUAAACCCAGCGGGCUGAUUGGAGAAGCCCAAUCUCCAGUUUCAUUACUAAGGCUCGCAGCUCUAGAGAAUAGUGCCAGUGUUGUCGAUCAUGCGGUACUAAGAGAUCUAUUUUGGACUUUGUUCUCGAAAUUAGACGCCGUCUGCCAAAGCUUACGGCGCAAGGACUUCAAGGACAUCUCUGGUGCUAAACCAGGGACAAUAUUCUCUUUCCCAGAAUUAUGGGAACCAAUAGAUGCCGAGCUGAAAGGUCUCAUUCUAUUAUAUCUAACUGAAGAGAAAGGAGGUGCCUCCACUGGCAAAACGCAGGUACCAUCAAUCAAUGACGCACUUAAAGCUGGCGGCAUGAAGAAAGAAAAGGGCUGGCUCUCAAAUCGUCUCAACAAACCACACGAAGAGGAACUCACUCGAGUCCUCAAGGACUCUGUACCAGGUUUAGUAGGCGGCACUGAGACAUCAGUACAAACAGCCCUUGCCACAGCGGUUGAUGAUCGUUUUGCGAGCGCCGUUCCCCAUCGCCUACUAGUACCAGCAGAUUCUUUCCAUGUCAGUGUCCUAUUCCACCCCACACUGGCAUUAUUGGAUCGCGCUGCAGAGGUGUUGCCUUCAACGACAGCAGAACGAGUUCGCCAAUCAAGUAGUUUUCUGGAUGAUUUUGUCCUCAAAGUAUGCUUGCCUCAACUCGGAGAGCGGGUUGCAGACAUUUUCCUCAAGACAGUCACAAGUCCGGAUGCAUUUCUUCCCGACCCAGGAUGGAAAAAGCUCUCCAAUCGCCCUUUAGUAAAAUCUACAAUCGAGUUGGUCUCCCUCAUCAAUUCCCUUUGUGCGAUGCAACAAACUACGCCCUUCCACCGAGAUAACUACUCUCGACUGAUGCUCGGCCUGCUUAUCGACUUCUAUCAGCGCUGUAGCGAUCGCUUCAAAGAGUUGGUUUCGACCAGAGAAGGUAUGACGCAGGACGAGGCGCAUGUCGCUGUAGCUGCGAGAUGGGCACAAAGACCAGAGGAGGAUGACAUAGCAAGCUCCAGAGGUCUAUGUAGACAAGAGACAAGAGUGGAGCUCAACUUUUUGACCACUGCAACUGUCGACAAAGAUGAUCUCGUGUUUUCCAAAAAUUUACAUUCUCUUGGAAACUUGUUCCAUAGUAUGACCUGGUUCAUGCGACAACUGGUCUCGAUGAAAAGCGUCGUCGAUGAUCCAUUGUCUCCCGGUCCUGAUCAAGCAAUCGAAUCAGAAGCAGGGUUUACAGCUGUAACUCCACACUUCCCACUGCUCCCACCGGCGCCAAAAGCAGAAGAGUUGAGACUUCUCUUGUCCAAGCCAAUGGCAUUGCGCUUUGAUGCUUUGAUGCAAACAUAUGAGCAACUGGCUGAGUAUGUUCUCGCCACCUUAAGGAUUGACACUCGCUGCCGUACGAUCCACUUCUUGGAUCUUGCAAUGCGUCGGGGGAAUUAUCGAGUGGAGAGGGAUGGAGGUGAUCCUGAUCCACAUAUAGUUGACCUUAAUCUGGAUCUUGGGCACCUCCUGAUAUCCAACGCUCGUCAUAUCCGGUUUGCUAAUGCCGUUGGAAUUCAGAAGAUUUUGCGGAAUAUGCUAGCGAUGCAACAAAACAUGAAGACCAUUACAGACGCGUCUCAGGACGCAGACUUUGAGCGAGCCAAGGUCUACUAUAGUCUUUUCUCCUUGACACCCAGGGAAAUGCUAGCUUCUAUCAAAAAGAAGCCCCAAUUUACACUCGAAGAAUACAAGUCAAUGCUCAAUUUCCAGUGUGGUGUUGAUCAAGCCUUGGGAGAAAACGGAGCCUCAAACGCUACCGACAGAAAUUACCACGCCUAUUUAACGGAGCUUCAUGCAUUGGCCAUCGAGGAUUCCACCGAGUGA